AAAAGGCGUGGUUUUUUAAAUCCUGAGUGGAGUUUCCCUUGUAAAUUGACUAAGUGAAUCAGAAUCAGAAUUUUCUUACUGCUCAAAUUGCCCAUAUAGCUAAUGUGCUGUUUCACAUAAAUAUACUUGAUGUUUGUUAGCUCAAUUUUCUUUUCGAAUUUUGGACUCUAGGAAAUUGGCUGCGUCAUAUACAGUGAGGUUUUCUCUCUCUUCUCUCUCUUUCUUUCUUUUCUCUCUUCUUCACCCUUCCCGAAAGUCCCUCCCCUUAUCCCGUCUUCCCUGAACGGAGAUGGGAUAUUAAAUUUUUCUUUUGUUUUGCUCUCCUCUUGUAGGAGUUUUGACUCACCCAUGUUUGGGUGUUUGCCUCUUUCGAUCUGAACUCUCAGAUCUGCAAGUUUUUUCUUUUUUCUUUUUCUUGGUUUAUAUUUAGAUCUCUCCUUGGAGAUCUGAUUGGUAUAUUUGGUGUAUUUUAUCGCUCACGGAUCGAUUAAACGGGGAAAACUUUCCGGCGAAUAUUCCGGCGGAUUGGCAGAAGAUGAACAAGAAGAUGAACAAGAAGAUAAUUGGUAGAUUUGCUGUUGAUCUAAUAUUGUAGGCCUUCAAGAUCUGACGACUGAUUCCAGAUUGGCAGUGCAAGUUAGAUCAUCAAAAGAUCUGUAUUAAAUGGUUCAUAUUGUAUUUGUAGACUUUAAAUUGUUUUUUCCCUUUGAUUGGUGAAGUUAGUUAGAUUUAGAACUCCUCAUGGAAUAGAGAUAUUAUUCUCUUCUGCCAUGGCUAGAUGUAGCUGUUCUUCAUAUACUUCUUGUACAAUCUGUAUAUUUUGCUCUCUGUUUUAAUAAAAUCUGAGUAUCGUUUGGGACAAAAAAAAAAGAAAAAAAAAGAGAAGGAAAUUGGCUGCGUACCCUUGUGGGUAAAAGCUCUGGCGACAACUGCUUAUAUUUUAUUCUACUGAGUUUCCCUAAUUCCCUUAGAUUCAGUAAGGUUUCUCUGCAUCCUUCCUUCUUUGUUCGUCGCUGUAGAAACCCUCAUCUCCUGAUACCUCGGAAAGCCACUAAACAUCAGCCUUCUCGCGAAUCUUCACAAACCUUUUCCACAUUCACCCGACAGCUCUGUAGAAUGUUGACUUCUCGGUGGAUUUCUUUAGGGUUGGAUUGGUUGGGUUUCUUCUUGACUUAAUUGUGCUUUCUGAUUCAAAUGUAAUAGCUAUUAGUACUGUUUUAUUUUCUAACUAUCAGCCUUCUCAACUGAAGGCUGUGAGCUUGUGUUUAUAUGAAUACUAAACUGGUGAUGGUUUUUGGGUCCUCUGUUACGUAUGUGGAAUUUUCGGUUGCUUGGAUUUGGAACUUUCUUGUUUUUAGUUCUGAAUGUUAUUGGAAUGUAAGUAUAGGAGUCGUGACAUUUGUUAUCUUCAUGAUAUAUUGGACUGAUAUUCUGAUGUUUCAGACGAAGUGUAGGAGUGAUGGCAGCCGCUCAGUUUCCAGGAAACAUAAGUUCUCAAAUCCCUCUUUCUCAGAGGCCUGAAUGGGCAGAUGUGAAGCCUGUAGCGCAAGAUGAUGGCCCAAAUCCUGUUGUCUCAAUCUCCUAUUCCGAUAAAUUCCUCGAAACCAUGAAUUAUUUCAGAGCCAUCUACUUAGCUGAUGAGAGAUCCCCUCGAGCUCUUCAGUUAACGGCGGAAGCUAUUGAACUCAAUGCUGGAAAUUACACUGUAAGUUUUGUUUUGGAUUUUCUGUAAAGAUGUUGAUGGAAAUACACUGUUACUCAACCCUGUCAGUUUUCAUUUUUUUUUUCUCUUUCUAAUUAUCAUCCAAGGUACCUCUUAUGAUUUCUUGGGUGAUAAAUUGCUGCAAUUUGGGUGGUUUUUUGAAAUGCCAUGGAAGGAAAACUUGCACCCGUUUCUUUCGCUUUUAGGAAUACCGAUAAGGAAGAAAACAAGAUGAAUUAGGAUGAAUUGGGCUUACUCUAGUUAUUCCAAACUUUUUUCUGUAUAUUUUUUGAUGUUAAGUACGUGAUAUGGCUAUACUUUAUUUGGAAUGAUUAUUGUUUGUUCCUUUAGAGAUCACUGUAACAUUUCUUGAUCAUAGAAAGAACCUUGAAAUUUUGAGAAUUCUUUUCUGCAACAAAUAGGGUCUGGAGCUUUUGGUUUAUUUUGAGGGAUAUUUCUUUGUUUGACUCUCUCGUGUUAAUUUAGUGGGUCAGAGAUGAAACCCAUAUGUGGAUUCUGUGACACAAGUCUACCUAUAAACCUAAAGAAAUAACAUUAUAAAUGCAAGACCCUAAAAAGUUAUUUCUAAAUAGUGAGGACUAGGAAAUCAUUUUCUGUGUGUUAGAGUGGAUAAUAAAUGUAGUAUUUUUGUUCUUGUUCAUGCUUUAUUGGACACUUUGGUAUAUUUACUGAGGCUAUUCAUUUAGGUAUGGCAAUUCAGGCGGACAAUACUUGAGUCAAUCAACGGGAAUUUGCACGAGGAAUUGGAUUUCGUGGACCAUAUUGCGGAAGCAAAUCCUAAGAAUUAUCAAAUAUGGUAUGCCUACAUUAUGUAGUCAUUUGCUUUUAAAGUAUUUAAUUUUUUUAUUAGAUAAUUGUAUACCUUUCUAUUAAGGAUAUGUUUAGGUUCUUGCUUAUAGGUAGCCCUUAUCUGUGUGGUGUUUUCCAUUUCCGCAUGUCUGAUAAUAUGAAAUCUUAAAGUCAGUGGUUUCUUUUGGGUUGCAUCCUUGUUUGGAGUCCAGAUCAUAAAUGGUGUUUCUAGUCUAUUGAACUUUGUACAUUGAUUGCGUCAUGAAUAAAUAUGAGAAUCACCAUGUGAGAAUUCCCUUGGAGGGGAUCCUAUUAGCAGUAUGUCAAGAUAUGUGUUACGGAAAAAAUUUAAGAUACUUGAUAAUGUGCUGUAAGAUAGGAUAAACGACGAGCAGUUAAAUAAUCUUCAUGUAAAGUAAAAUAAUCUUUUUUCUUACAAUAUAAGUCAAUUAUGUGUGCAAUUUUUAUUUUAUAUAGUAUUUUUUGGUCUCACUGAGUCUUUCGAAUGUUGAUUGGCAUUCAUUGCCUCUUGAGGUCUUGAGCAAAGGACCAAUUUUUUCUCAGUUCUGCAUUGAUGGAUUGUACAGAGGACUCGGUGUUUUACAAGUUUUACAAAAACCUUUUAGAUAUUUAAAGCGAAAGGCAAUUUAGUAGGUUUAAUUUUAAAGUGUCUUAUCUCCAAGCAGUAUUGAUGAAUUCUACUUGCUCUGACUCUAUUGUGACUACUAAUAUUGUAGUGCACUAGUAAUGACUAAGUUAAAUAUAGCAGUUUAAUGAUUUUGUAGAUGUUUUUUGCUGCAUAACUGGCAAGUGUGCGCCCAAUGUAUAUCUAUUUGAUCUGAAAAACAAGGUCAAAAGUUAGUGUACAUAAAGAGAGAGUAAUUCUUUGGAAAUAUAAGUUCUUAUCCAUCCAGUGGUGCAGGUAUGUUACUUCGUUAAGAUAUUCAAAAUAUAAAGGAUGUGCACUGUGUCUUAAUAACUCCCUAAAGUUUUAGCGUAUAAGAUUCUGAAGGCUCUAGUGAACAUUCCCUUAUGAUCCCAACUUUCAGCUUGGCUGAGAAUGUGUUGUGUUGUUGCUGUUUACGAUGUUUGGCCUCUCUUUAAACAGCUUUCUACUAAGCUGUAUUCACUGAGCCAGCCAUUCAUUUUCCUAAACAAAUAUUUGUCUGUAAGAACUUGUUUUGCCAAGUUAUGUGUUACUUUUUUUUUAUUUAACUGUUAGGAUUUUCUUCUGUUUUGAUGUAAGAAGGUUUCCAUGAGAUUAUGGUUUUCUUUCCUUUUAUUUUAGUUUUCCUCGGCAUACAUAUCAAAUACGAAGUGUAUGGCCCAUUUUUCUGGUCAAUUCUUUGCCUACUUUUGUCCUGCACAAAUUAUCCAGUUAUCUUUAUUUUGCAUUAUUCAAACUUUGAUGCAAGGUUUUUGUAGGCAUCAUAGGCGCUGGGUUGCUGAAAAGUUGGGAACUGAUGUUACAAUAAGGGAACUUGAGUUUACUGGGAAAAUAUUUUCUGAGGAUCCUAAAAAUUAUCACGCCUGGUCACAUAGACAGUGGGUCCUCCAGGCAUUGGGCGGGUGGGAAAAUGAACUUUCUUACUGCCAGGAACUCCUUGAAGAUGAUAUUUUUAACAAUUCUGCUUGGAAUCAGAGAUUUUUCGUCAUCACAAAAUCUCCUCUCCUUGGUGGCCUGAGCUCAAUGAGAGAGUCAGAAGUAACGUAUACAAUUCAAGCUAUUGCUGCAAAUCCAGAAAAUGAAAGCCCUUGGAGGUACCUUAGAGGCCUUUAUAAAGAUGACCCGGAGGCUCUCGUUAAAGAUCCACGGGUAGCAUCUGUGUGCUUGGAAGUUUUAACAGCGAAAAGCAAUUAUGUGCAUGCUCUGAACAUGGUCUUGGACCUUCUUAGCCAUGGUUUCAUGCCCAGCUCGGAGAUUUCAAGUGCCGUUGGCGCCUUAACUACAAACUCACUUGAGCCUGAUUCAGAUUUGAUAAAAAGCAUAUGUUCGGUCCUAGAACUCGUAGAUCCAAUGAGAGGAAACUAUUGGAAGUGGCGGAGAGAUACUGCAGUUGCUCAAGCAUGUCGACGUUAGAAACAUGGAUAGGCAGACUUCUGAUAUAAUUGUAGUAAAGAUGAUGUACUCUUUGAUUUCAACUUGACCCCUUAUCUCUUUAUGUCACAUACAAAAGUUGUAAUACUGAAAUUCAUGAUUUCUUAACAGAAUCUUGAACAAACAAAGUAAAACACUAUUCUGAGUAAAAAACAAACAUUUCAUUAUU
Molecule: messenger RNA, 4779 nt
Organism: Oldenlandia corymbosa var. corymbosa
Lineage: Eukaryota; Viridiplantae; Streptophyta; Magnoliopsida; Gentianales; Rubiaceae
Source: the annotation of a GenBank genome assembly